Leucoraja erinaceus (little skate) is the source of this 5357-nucleotide messenger RNA. RefSeq names its product cilia and flagella associated protein 43 (gene cfap43). Gene Ontology annotation, molecular function: protein binding. Gene Ontology annotation, biological process: sperm axoneme assembly; cilium assembly. The record is from RefSeq and is a predicted model, not a curated record. NCBI's taxonomy places the organism in Eukaryota, Metazoa, Chordata, Chondrichthyes, Rajiformes, Rajidae. The transcript is spliced from 38 exons. Gene Ontology annotation, cellular component: axoneme. Bases 167 to 5209 code for a protein of 1680 amino acids.
AGAAUGGGGGGGAGUGAGAGUGAGAAAGUGUGACUGGGGCUGAGACAGCUGCGAUCGUUUACCUGUCCCUCACACUCACCCUUGCCCUGUCCAUCACACUCGCCCUCACACUCACCUGUCGAUCCAGCCAUCUUGGGAAUAUCCUCGGCUGGUGAGAGAGCUGGCAAUGCAGAACAAAGAUACCCUUACACUCAGAUGGGUGAAGGGUUACACCACGCAGAACGUGCUAUUUGUCGACGACAGCACAAUAUGCUACCCCUGCGGGAACUUCCUGAUAUUUGUGGACACGGAAACGAAGGAGGAGAUGGUGCUGAAGUGCGAGACAGGGAGCAUUGGGGCUUUCACGGCCAACAGCAACAGCAAAGUCGUGGCCUUCGCGGAGAAGAGGUUAAAGCCGUCCAUCUAUGUGUACAAUUUCCCUGAGCUGAGCAAGGCUGCGGUCCUCACUGAUGGGGCAGAGCUGGAGUACACACUGCUGGAUUUUAGCUACAUGGGAUCCUACUUUGCCAGUUUCUCCUCAAUCCCGGACUUCACUUUAACCAUCUGGAACUGGAAAACGGGCCAUAAUCUCUGCAGCAAGUCAAUGAUGCGGAUGCAGGCAUGUGUCCUGUGCUUCAACCCUAUGAACCAGCUGCAGCUGUGCUUGGCCAGCUGCGACUGUCUGCUGGUGUGGAAUAUUGAACGCUGCAAUGAAUUUCACUUAUUAACACAAGUAAAUGUAGAGCUUCCUACAGAGGAUGAAAGUAUGACAUUUCAUGAGGAUUUUAGGAUCAGUCCUGACUGCAAUGCAUUAGCUUACUAUGGACCUAAGAUGUUAAUAUCAGCACAGGCUGGUCUUGUGGGAGAAAUGGCCAAGACAUUUGUGACACAAGAGCUCCAGAAGACCAUUGUCCAACCCGUGUCUGUUUGCUGGACCCCGACCUCUGAUUUAUACGUGGGCUGUAAGAAAGGGGAACUGUUACACGUGGAUGCGGACCUGCAUAAAGCUGUUUUAGUGGCAGGUUCAUCUCUUGAGUCGUUCAUCAUAGGUGCGGGGAAUGUGCCGGAUUGGCCUACAUCGACCAUCAGGAUGAACAUACAUCCCACCCUACAGCCGUGCUCCGUGAAUACGCUGGCAUUCAGUACAAAGGGACUGUUUACAGCAGGGAAGGAUGGAAAACUCUACUGCCUCACGUUCAAAUUCCACAAUUUGGAGGUUGAAGAGUGCUGGUCUGCGGCUUCAUCGAUUAGGAAUAUUACAUUUUCAUCUGAUCACACAUCGCUGCUCAUUGCUACUGAGGAGGGUUUGGCAUUUUUAUAUAACCCAUUGGAGAAAGCUGAUGUGAGCACAGCCUUGAAUGUGUACAGUGGGGACUUUGUAUCAGCAAUGUUUCUGGGCACUGGGACUCAGUACUGUGUGUCAGCAAGAAAAUUGGGUAUCAUGCAAGUAUGGUCACUCAAGGAUGGAAAAAACAUCAGCACUCUUGCACUGCCAGAAAGGAUCAGUGCCAUGGCAUGCUGUCCUUCCUCUGACCACGUGGCUCUGGCCACUGAAACUGGUCAUAUCUAUUAUGCCAACUUGGUGACAGUGGAGACUCCUCAGCUGAUCCACCAAGUCUUUCUCCACAGAAUGGCAAUACAGAGUCUGAAGUAUGAUCCAGAGGGACAAUUCCUUGUGGCUGGAUGCUCCGAUGGGUAUAUAUUCAGUAUGAAUGCCAAACCCUCCAAAUUAUUUAAAGUAUUUGGAUACACAGAGAUAAAAGCUGAGAUUUUGGGGGUGUCUGUUGUGUUGAACAAUUUGAGGAAGAACGUGGACUGCCUGACACUGUCCUGUCAGCCUGGAGAGCACAAAUGUCACGGAGGGACCGAGUUAACCAUGUUUCAGCUGCUGGGAGAGGAUACUGCAGCUAAAACGUACAUCAAUAACCGAGGAAUGAUGAGUGAUGUGGCCAUUAAGAAGAUGUCCUGUCGUAACAGGCUGCCCCUCACCUCUGCAGUCCAUGACUGCGAGGAUAAUCUGUACGGGUUCUGCAGUCAGACCCGCAGCAUCCUCAAGUACAAGAUCAUCAAGGAUGUGAACAACAAAGCAUUUAACCUGAUGCUCCAGGUCAAGGUGCAAGCCCACCAGCUGGGACCUGGAUUCCUCCACCUCUCCCAGGAUCAGGAAUACUUGGCUUCUGCAGCCAGGGAUGGAUUCAUUCAGAUCAGAGAUGCCAGCAGCAUGGAGAUUAACUUCGAGACCCAGUGUCACUCGUACCACUCCGGGGGAGUGAGGUCAGUGGACUUUUCCUUGGAUCGGCAGACAGUUCUGACCACUGGCAUUCAUGACGGCACUCUCAUCUGCUUUUCGUCAAAGUUUGACACGGAGAACACUUUGCGGACUAAGGCAGCAAUAGAAUUCAGUGUCUCAACAUUUUCAUUGCUGAGUCAGACCUCCAAGACAGAGAACAAAGUGCUGGACCUGAUUGAACACAAGCAUCAAUUGGAUGGGAAGGAGGACACCCACCUACCCAUAUCCAAAAGCUCCACAUACUCCGUGGCCUCCAACAUCUCCCACGGCUCCAUGCCCGAAUCCCAACGGCUCACCGAUGAAAGGUCAAUUACUUCGUUGGAGGAAACUUGGCUGGAAAAAAAGAAUAAAGAAGCCAUCAAGAAAGACAACUUCCACCACGCAGAUGUCAAAGCUCACCUAAGGGAAGGAAUCAAGAAACUUCGUCAAACGAUCCAUAUAAUGAUGAUGGAAAAUGAGAGAGUGCCUCCGAAUGAGCGGCUGAACCAGCACGAGUUUAACCUGGACCUGAAGGAGCAGAAGAAGCUGCACAUUGAGGGAGAGGAGAAGGUGGCCAAGGUGCGCGAGUCCAUCGAGAUGACGAACCUGGCCAACCAGUACCUGCGGGAGGUGAUCAAGAGAGAGUGCUGGGACCAGAUGGAAGUGAAGGGCCGGAUGCUGGAGGCUUUUGAUUCAGGUAUAGCAGUGACCAAUUACUCGAAGAGAGAGCGCAGAAAGAAGGACCUGGACUUGCUGAAGCAGAUAACACGUCAGAGGACAAUUGAACAGAUCGACAUGAAGGCUCGGAAGGACAUCGUUGAGACACCUCCUAAGAAGGAGGAGAAAGAUGAAGAGGAAGCGGAGGAAGACGACUCAAAGGAAGAUGAGAACUUGGCCGUGAAAGGCAGCCUGACGUACCUAUAUGGUUUGGUGAACCCAUAUUUGUAUAGACAGUUGGACCUGCACACAAAGGAUCAGAAGAUUAACCAGAUCAUCCUCUUGCAGGACAUGAUUCACAACAUCAAAACCGACUUCAACAAGGAGUUUGAUGCAACUUACAAGCAGAAGGAGGUGGAGAUCUCCCGAGUGAACGACAGAAACGUGCGCAUCAGAGAGAUCAUAAUGCAGCUGGACAUGGACGAGGCCGUGUGGUUGCCCACCAUGAGUAACAACGAGAAGCCCGAGAGAGACCUGGAGGUGUUAGAGUCAGAGAUUUCAGCUGAACGGUACCUCACAGAGGAACAGAAGGCAAAGCUCGAGGAGGAGUUUAACGCAGAGCAGCUUCGGAUACUGCUUGCUAAGGCUGACAACUGGCGUGAGCGCGCUCUGAUGGACAUGAUGGGGGGAGUCCUCGAGGCCAAGAAGUCAGACAUCCUGAAAAUGGAAAUUCCUGCACCGCUCUUCAUGGUAAUGCCGGAGUACGAAUGGAAUGAUGAGCAAAUAAAGCAAGCCAAGGAGUACACCAUCAAGGACCAGGCUCUGAGUGAGGAGAAGGACAAGUACAGGAAGACCCUGGAGUCUGAGCUGAGGAAACUGCAAGCGUCCAUCGCAGAAACAACAAAUGGAUUUGACGACAUAGUUAACAAACUCUUUGAAAAGAAAGUGCGAACGGAGAUGAUUAUCUACCAGGAGGAGCUGAAGAUCUGCAACCUGCUCUUCUCACUACAGAUAGAGGAGGAAAUACAGAACCGGAACGCUCAACUCAACUUCCUGCUGGCUGAGCAGAAGAGCUGUGUGGGGAGCAAGGCUCAGGUGAUGCAAGACACCAAGAUGAUGGUGGACCAGUUCCGAGAGACCUACGACGAUCUGGUUGCUGAAGACAGGCUCCUGGAACGUGGGUUUAGGAAGGAGUUCUUUGAUGUCAAUGCUGCAACGGUCGACCAGCUCUACAAAAUAUAUAAACGUCGACCCAAGAUGCAGACGAAGAGAGCCCAGGUGGCAACAGCCAACCCUUUUGGCUACUGGCCCGAGUCAGCCAGCGAAGGACACGUCAACCUCCUGUCGUCCAUGGAGGAGCUGAACACAACUCGCUUCAAGCCCGAGCACCUGGACCAAGCGGUGUGGGAGCGGCUCUGUGACAUCCGUAACAUGAAGAUAGAGAGCGAGCACCAGGUGAAGCUGAAGGCUGUGACCCUCGCCGAGAUGCAGACUUUCUUGCAGAAGAGGAUUGAGGAGGAUGAGUACUGCAACCAGAUGAUCACCAAUUACACACAAGACAUCAGCAGUCUGUGUGAGAUCAAGUCACAGUUCCAGAUGAACCUGAUGGUGCAGCUGGUGCUGAAGCAGGGCCAGGUGGAGGUAAUGAGUGACGACUUCAUCUCCGAAUACAACACCUCCAUCCUCCUGCACAAGGCCGUGGUGGAGGACCUGAACAACACCAUUCAGCUAUUAGGAGAGAAGAAGGUGGCGAUCAUGGUGGAAUGCAAGGACUUCAAGAAAGGAAUUGUCCAGUUGGAGUGGGAGUACAGGAAGAUGCUGAUGCAAAUGGAUGACUUGCACAACAAGAUACGCGACAUCCUCAAAUUCACAAUCACCAGACAGGCACAAAUGUAUUUAAGAGAGGAUAAUUACGAAGCUCGAGUCACUGAUCACAUAAUGGUAAUGGAGCGAUCUGUGGAUGGUCAGGAAACGUUUCAUGAUAGAGUCCUGCUCCAAAAAAGAGACAGCAUCAAAAAGCUGCAGAAGCAGAUCUCGCAGCUGAAGCGGGAUCUCAAGACAAUGGAUCAGCUGUUGAAGGAGCAGCACAUCUCUGUCAGUGAGAGACUGCACAUCCAGGAAAUGACCGCAACUAUCAAACCAGAAGAAGAAGCACGUGCUCGCUUCAAGGAACUGAUGCAGCACAGGAGAUUGGUGGAACUGACCAAGGCCCAAGUCGAGGACAUUAACACCCUGAGGAUGGAGUUGGAGAAGCAGCGCAUGAGAACCUUUCCAGUGCUGUCCGACAGAGAGCAAGAAACCUAGUUAAACCACUUUUAUUUCUGGUCUUCAAAAUAACAUGCAGAGCUUUAUCGGAGACUUAAUGCAAAUCUAGACUUUCUACACACACUCUAGGUUGCUGUUCUAUUUGAAAGUUGUUUGCAUAAGAAAUAAAUAUGUUUUCUCAGCUGCG